Helianthus annuus (common sunflower) is the source of this 1014-nucleotide messenger RNA. RefSeq names its product pathogenesis-related thaumatin-like protein 3.5. The transcript has 4 exons. Bases 11 to 751 code for a protein of 246 amino acids. The record is from RefSeq and is a predicted model, not a curated record. Gene Ontology annotation, biological process: defense response. Gene Ontology annotation, cellular component: extracellular region. NCBI's taxonomy places the organism in Eukaryota, Viridiplantae, Streptophyta, Magnoliopsida, Asterales, Asteraceae.
AGAGCUAAUCAUGGCACCACUAAUCACAAGCUCUAUACAUGUCUUCUUCUUAUGGACCUUGCUUCUUUCAUCAGGAAAUAUAUUAUCGGAUGGUGCAAGAGUAUUCACCAUAAUUAACAAUUGUGAGGAGACUAUUUGGCCAGCAAUCACCCCUGGUGAGAGCUUUGGUGGUGGAGGAUACAAGUUACGAGCAAAGGAGUGGAGGGUCCACACCGCACCUGUUGGUUGGUCAGGUCGAAUAUGGGGUCGAACCAACUGCAGGUUCGAUAGCAAUGGCAAUGGAACAUGUCUAACGGGGCGAUGUGGUUCGUCUCUCCAAUGUUCUGCCUCGGGUGAAACCCCAGCGACACUUGCUGAAUUUACCCUCACCACAUUGAACUUUUACGAUGUUAGCCUCGUCGAGGGAUUUAAUUUACCAAUCUCCGUUAGACCGGUUAAUGGAAAGGGAAACUGCAGCGUUGCGGGUUGUGUGGGUGACUUACGGAAAAACUGCCCUUCGGAACUUUCUGUCAAGGCGGGUGGCAAGGUAGUCGCUUGCCGAAGCGCUUGUGAUGUGUUUAAUACCGAUGAGUAUUGUUGUCGUGGUGUUUAUGGAAACCCGGCGACAUGCCAACCAACGUAUUACUCCAAGAAGUUUAAGCGUGUAUGCCCGACUUCGUAUUCUUAUGCUUACGACGAUCCAACAAGCAUUUUUACUUGUUCCGGAGCUGAUUAUAUUAUCACCUUCUGCAACUCAAAGAAGCGAGCUUAAUGCGCGUGUCAGGACACCAAGUUGAAGUAUAGCGCUUCUACGAUGGGGUUCUGGAAAAACUGGAAGUCGAGUUUGAUGAUGGCUUUAAUAGUUGUUUGUUUACCAAUGUUGUUCUAAAUAAGUCGAGUUUGAUGAUGGCUUCAAUAGUUGUUUGUUUACCAGUGUUGCUCUAAAUAAGUCGAGUUUGAUGAUGGUUGUAAUAGUUGUUUGUUUACCAAUGUUGCUCUAAAUAAGUUGGGUUUUAUAUGAUUUUUUUUCUGUUA